GUGUGCGUGUGGUGUGUGUGUGUGUGUGUGUCACGGUGUGUGUGCGCGAUAGAAGAUGGCGUAAAGCUCCUUGAGCUGGUGGUGUGCUGUUCGAUUGCUUCGAGCUUUGAGAAGACUACCCCGUUACCGCGUCGAACUGUGACUGACCUCGACCAUCGUUUGUGUGAUUUGACCGCUCUUCCAAGCCAUGAGCAUGAGUGUGGACGCGUACGGCCCGAGCUCGCAAACCCUGACGUUCCUCGACACCGAGGAAGCCACGGACUUGCUGGGCGCCGACACGCAGGGUUCGGAAUUCGAUUUCACCGACUUCACGCUGCCGUCACAGACGCAGGCGUCUCAGGUGGACGGCGCACAGACGCAGGGAGGCUCCAGAGGUGGACAGCUGCCAGGCCCCAACUCCGAGGUCUCUCUGGGCAACGGACUGGACGCAGUGGCCGCAACGGGCCAAGUCUUGGGCGAGCUCACCUUUGAAGAGGACGAGGAAGACCAGUACUACAGCAAGGACCUCCCCGACCACGCGUGCAAGUACUGCGGCAUCCACGACCCCGGAUGCGUGGUGCAGUGCAAUGUGUGCAAGCGGUGGUUCUGUAAUGGCCGAGGCAACACUUCCGGCAGCCACAUGGUGAACCACCUGGUGCGAGCCAAGCACAAGGAGGUGACCUUGCACCGGGACGGCCCCCUGGGGGAGACAGUGCUGGAGUGUUAUUCGUGCGCCUGCCGGAACGUGUUCGUGCUGGGCUUCAUCCCGGCCAAGGCGGACUCGGUGGUGGUGCUGCUCUGCCGGCACCCGUGUGCAGCCCAGUCCUCCCUCAAGGACAUGAACUGGGACCCCGACCAGUGGAAGCCACUCAUCCACGACCGCUGCUUCUUGCCCUGGCUAGUCAGGGCCCCCCACGAGCGGGACCAGCUAAGGGCACGUCAGGUCACCGCACAGCAGAUCUCUCGGCUCGAGGAGCUCUGGAAGGACAACGUAGAUGCAAGCUUCCAGGACCUGGAGAAACCCGGAGUGGACGAGGAACCUCAGCAGGUGUUGCUCAGGUACGAGGACGGCUACCAGUACCAGAACAUCUUUGGGCCUCUGGUGAAGAUGGAGGCAGACUACGACAAGAAGCUCAAGGAGUCGCAAACCCAGGACAACAUUGAGGUGCGCUGGGACAUUGGCCUCAACAAGAAGAUGAUCGCCUACUUCACGGUGGCCAAAUCAGACACUGAUAUGAGGCUGAUGCAUGGGGACGAGCUGAGACUGCGUUACCUUGGAGAACUCCACAAGCCCUGGUCUGGGGUUGGCCACGUCAUCAAGAUCCCAGACAACUACAGCGAAGAGGUGGGCAUUGAGAUGAAGACCAACCUCGGGGUUCCAUCAGAGUGCACAUCCAACUUCGUGGUCGACUUUGUCUGGAAGUCAACAUCCUUCGACAGGAUGCAGGCGGCCCUGCGCAAGUUUGCUGUGGACGAGUGCUCGGUGUCGGCCUACAUCUACCACAAGCUGCUGGGCCACGAGGUGGAGGAUGUGGUGAUGCGCUGCCAGCUGCCCAAGCACUUCUCAGCCCCCAAUCUUCCCGAGCUGAACCGCUCCCAGGUGUACGCCGUCAAGCACGCCCUGCAGAGGCCUCUAUCCCUCAUACAGGGUCCCCCAGGAACAGGCAAAACGGUGACCUCGGGCACGAUAGUGUACCACCUGGUGAAGCAGAGCAACGGUCCGGUGCUGGUGUGUGCCCCGAGCAACAUUGCCGUGGACCAGCUCACGGAGAAGAUCCACCAGACCAGCCUCAAGGUGGUGCGUCUUUGUGCCAAGAGUCGGGAGGCCAUCAACUCGCCUGUUUCUUUCCUGGCCCUGCAUAACCAAAUCCGCAACAUGGAAGGCCACUCCGAACUUCACAAGCUGCAGCAGCUCAAGGACGAGACGGGGGAGCUGUCGUCAGCAGAUGAGAAGCGCUACCGGAUGCUCAAGAAGGCCUGCGAGAGAGAGCUGCUCGAGGCGGCGGACGUGAUCUGUUGCACGUGCGUGGGGGCGGGAGACCCCCGGCUGGCCCGCUUCAAGUUCCACUCGAUCCUGAUCGACGAGAGCAUGCAGGCCACGGAGCCAGAGUGCAUGGUGCCCGUCGUGCUGGGAGCCAAGCAGCUGAUCCUGGUCGGGGACCACUGCCAGCUGGGCCCCGUGGUGAUGUGCAAGAAGGCAGCCCGGGCGGGCCUGUCGCAGUCCCUCUUCGAGCGCCUGGUGGUGCUCGGCAUCCGGCCCCUGAGGCUGGAGGUGCAAUACCGCAUGCACCCGCAGCUGUCCAAGUUCCCCUCAAACUUCUUCUACGAGGGGUCCCUGCAGAACGGAGUCUUUGCCGACGAGCGGCGGAUGAAGGGGGUGGACUUCCCCUGGCCGCAGCCGGACAAGCCGAUGCUGUUCUACGCCUGCCAAGGGCAAGAAGAGAUGGCGGGCAGCGGCACUUCUUACCUUAACAGGACGGAGGCGGCCCUGGUGGAGAAGAUUGCCACCCGGUUCCUGCGCAGCGCAGUGAAGCCCCAGCAGAUCGGCAUCAUCACCCCGUACGAGGGCCAGCGGGCGUACCUGGUCCAGCACAUGCAGUUCCAGGGGGCCCUGCACGCCAAGCUGUACCAAGAGAUCGAGGUGGCCAGUGUCGACGCUUUCCAGGGCCGGGAGAAGGACCUGAUUGUGAUGUCGUGCGUGCGCUCCAACGAGCACCAGGGCAUCGGCUUCCUGAACGACCCCCGGCGUCUGAAUGUGGCCCUGACCCGUGCCCGCUACGGAAUUAUCAUUGUGGGCAACCCCAAGGUGCUGUCCAAGCAGCCCUUGUGGAACCACCUCCUCAGCUUCUACAAGGAGAACCGGGUGCUGGUCGAGGGGCCCCUCAACAAUCUCAAGGAAAGCCUCAUCCAGUUCAGCAAGCCCCGCAAGCUCAUCAACACUGUCAACCCCGGCGGUCACUUCAUGAGCACGACAGUGUUUGACGCCCGGGAGGCAAUGAUCCCGGGCAGCGUGUACGACCGGUCGUCGCAGCUCAACGGCGUGGACCCCUCCGGCCUGACCUGGCGGGGCCCCGUGACCCCCCGGGGCGCCGGCCUGGGAGCCGCAUGGGCCCCCGUCAAGGAGAACUUCCCCGAGGGCUUCACGGGGCGCAGCCACGACCCCCUGGCCUUCAUCGGGCCCCCCGAUCGGGCCACCAACCCGGGGCUCCCCGUGCCCGUGGGUCUCUUCAUGAACAUGGCCCACGUGCCGCCACGCUUCUACAACCAGCACCAGCAGGCACUCCAGGCCCGACAGCGGGGCGGCAGCAAGAGUGCGGGUCGCCGUGGAGUGCCAAGCCGUCAGCCCGUGGGUGGCCGCAGGCCCGGCCAGCAGCUCUCCCAACCGGGCCUCAACAGUCAGGCCAGUCAGGGUCCCCUGACACAGCCGGGGCCCGGAGGGGGCGUGCUGUCCCAGGGGGGAGUGGCGCUGUCGCAGCUGUCGCAGGAAAGCUGCUUCCUCGGCGAGGAGCUGCGGUCCCAGGCGGAGGGCAUGCUGUCGCAGGACUCGACCUACCAGGGAGACCGGCACUGCUUCGGGGGCCCCGGGGCAGGGGGCCUGGCCCCCAUGGCCAACCCCCACUUCUCGCAGCCGUACUGAGCCCAGCAGGCCCCAGCAGGCGGACUGAGGCGUUGCCCUGGUGGCUGGGAUGCCAGAGGGUGCCAGGCAGGCGGCAGCAGGCGGCGGGGAGGGCAUCCCCGCCCUAGGGGUGCCGUGGGAAGCCCCCUAACGCCCACAGGGGACCAUCCGCUGGAACCGCCCCGGGGGGGGCAGCACGGCUGGGACAUCGGCCACACCGGCCAAAGGAAGGCGGCCCCACACACAGGGCCGCUGGGCUGGACGGCGCCACUUCGAGGGCAAUAAAACGGACUUUCCGCUGGCUCUCUCCUC
Messenger RNA from Ixodes scapularis (black-legged tick), 3907 nucleotides. RefSeq names its product regulator of nonsense transcripts 1 (gene Upf1). Gene Ontology annotation, cellular component: cytoplasm. Gene Ontology annotation, molecular function: RNA binding; ATP binding; hydrolase activity. Gene Ontology annotation, biological process: nuclear-transcribed mRNA catabolic process, nonsense-mediated decay. The record is from RefSeq and is a predicted model, not a curated record. NCBI's taxonomy places the organism in Eukaryota, Metazoa, Arthropoda, Arachnida, Ixodida, Ixodidae. The transcript has 20 exons. Bases 188 to 3616 code for a protein of 1142 amino acids.